UCACUAAUCUUAUCUCUAAAAGUCUGAACUUGUUUAGACUUGAAACACCUUGUUAUUACAUGCUUGACAACUACCCGGAAUCCCAAACUUUUAAACUUGUAACAACUUUUCGUAUUUUAAACAGUCUAAAGUGCUAAAUAUAUAAUUGCUAUACAUGUAAUGGAUACUAUUAAAUUCGAAAAAGAGGAUGUAAGUGAGGUGGACAAUAGUGAAGCCGAGACGGAAUCACCAUCUUUCAGUGAAGAAUCAGAAUCUAGUUACCAACAUUUAAGACAAACUGGCUUACAAAUUUGUACUGAAGAUUAUCCUGGGCAAUUUAAUUUUAAUUUUAAUUUAGAUGUUACAGAAAUGUCUAAAAGACAUUGGAUGUAUUCUGAAACUUUGAAUAAAGUAUACAUUGAUAUGAAUAGAGUACUGCCUAUUCAGUUCCAAUGGAAAUUUGAUGAUAUUGGAUUAGUAGGACUAAAAAGUCUUCAAAUUCGUGCCUUACCAAUUUUUGCAGAUUCUGAAUUUCAACAGUUAUCCGUUAAACGUUGCCCAAUACAUAUUAUGCAGGAUAAAUUAUGUGAUAGAAAAAAAAAGGAACAUAUACUUUGGUGUGAACAAACUGAUGCCAUAUAUGAACAAAAUCACAUAAGUCAAAGGCAUAGUGUUAUUGCCAUUGUUCAUAAUUUUAUUCCUUGUUCAGAUUUUAAAACUUAUAAUGUAUUAUAUAAAUUUAUGUGCAAAUCUAGUUGUAGUAUGAGUCUUAGUCGAAGACCUAUUUAUAUAAUUUUUACUUUAGAAACAUUAAAUGGACAAGUGUUAGGUAGAAAAAAAAUUGGUGUAAAAGUUUGUAGUUGUCCUAGGAGAGACAUGUUAAAAGAAGAGGAAAUUGAAAAAAAAAGAAUAGCAGGAGUAAAAGUUUUUAAAAAACGUACAUCAUUAACUGAUGAUAAUGAAAUUCAAGGAAAAAAACUGAAAACUAAUAAUGUUAAUACGGAAGAUAAAAUUUAUGAACUACCACCAUUACCUAUUCUAGGAAAACGGUUAUAUUUAAGCACUUUAGAAUUAUUACAUGGUCAUUUUUUGGGUAGUGCUGUUCGAGAAGAUUGCUUAAUAGACUCACAUCCUUUGAUUAGCAUGCUUUCUGAUCUUAUAUCUCAAGUGAAAUCUGAAAAUGAUAAUCAUAAUAAAGCUGAAUCAGAAAACCCAUUAACACAAACAAAUUAAAAAUU
Molecule: messenger RNA, 1217 nt
Organism: Rhopalosiphum maidis (corn leaf aphid)
Lineage: Eukaryota; Metazoa; Arthropoda; Insecta; Hemiptera; Aphididae
Product: tumor protein 63-like
Exons: 7
Coding region: 160-1212 (350 amino acids)
Biological process (GO): apoptotic process; regulation of transcription by RNA polymerase II
Cellular component (GO): nucleus
Molecular function (GO): RNA polymerase II cis-regulatory region sequence-specific DNA binding; DNA-binding transcription factor activity, RNA polymerase II-specific
Source: RefSeq, a predicted model, not a curated record